Messenger RNA from Rhododendron vialii, 2683 nucleotides. RefSeq lists its product as uncharacterized. Bases 167 to 2440 code for a protein of 757 amino acids. The transcript is spliced from 13 exons. The record is from RefSeq and is a predicted model, not a curated record. Lineage: Eukaryota; Viridiplantae; Streptophyta; Magnoliopsida; Ericales; Ericaceae.
GUCCCAUAAUGGAUCCAUUUAUAAAAGCAAAGCGUCGGCGACGCUGAAUGGAGGAGCACCACCACCACCCCCGCCUAGACCGCAUCGAUCUCGCGAAAUAUCCUCCUUUUUCCCUCCUUCCAAUUUUAGCCUCCCUCCCCGCCGGUACCUCGCCCUAGCGCCGCUGAUGGCCGACGACUUCGUGAAGGCCGUCGAAGACGGUCUGAAGCUCUCGAAGCGAAUAUACUUCGGCAAGGACAGGUCCGUAGCGCCGCCGAGGAUGGAGGCGAUGGAGAAGUCCUCCUCCCACUCGUACCUCCCGUCGGCGCCGAUGGCCUACGCCGUGAUAUCCGACCCGGCGAUGGUGGAUAAUCCGGAUAUCCCGAGCUACCAGCCUCACGUGCACGGCAGGUGCGAUCCGCCCGCGUUGAUUCCGCUUCAGAUGAACGGCGUCGUGUUGGAGGCUGAUUGUUAUCUGGACACGGCGUUAGUGACGGUGACGGGAUCGUGGCGCGUUCAUUGCGUCAUGGGAAGCCGUCACUGCGAUGUUCGCGUCGCCGUUCCCAUGGGCGAACAGGGUUCAGUUCUAGGUGUUGAGGUUGGCACGCCCAGUAAAACAUACUGUACUCAGCAGAUUGCCAUGGGUGAGAAGAACGAUGUGGAAAAGGUCGCUAAAGCUGAAAACGGGGCCUUUAUAAAACCCCACAUAUUUACGUUUACAGUACCACUGGUUGAUGGAGGCUCCAAUCUUUCAAUCAAAGUUAGCUGGUCUCAAAGAUUGUUACAUAGCAAAGGUCAAUUCUCCUUGAGUAUACCAUUUAGUUUUCCUCAGUAUGUCACUCCUGCUGGGAAGAAAAUUUCCAAAAAAGAGAAGAUACAAUUGAAUGUUGACUCUGGUCCUGGAACUGGACUUUUGUGCGAGACAACUAGUCAUCCUCUAAAGGAACAACGGCGCCAAGUGGGGAAGUUGGGUUUCUUGUAUGAAUCAGAAGUGCUUCAAUGGUCAAGCAGUGAUUUUACCUUUACUUAUACUGUUUCUUCAAGUCAUAUUUUUGGUGGUGUGCUUUUGCAAUCUCCAUCUAUUGUUGACUCGGAUCAAAGGGAUAUGUUCUGCUUUUAUCUUUUUCCAGGAAACCAGCAGAGUCAGAAGGCUUUCAGAAAGGAAGUGAUUUUUGUUGUUGAUGUAAGUGGUAGCAUGCGGGAAAAGCCGCUUGAUGAUACAAAGAGUGCUCUAUUUGCAGCGCUCUCAAAGCUUGAUCCAGAAGACUCAUUCAAUAUAAUCGCUUUUAAUGCGGACACUUACCGGUAUUCAUCACGUAUGGAGUUGGCGACUGAGCAAGCAAUCGAAAAAGUCACCCAGUGGAUUAAUAUGAACUUUGUUGCAGGGGAUGGAACAAAUAUUUUGCUUCCCUUAAAUCAGGCAAUGGAGAUGUUAUGCAAUACUCGUGAUGCAAUUCCUAUGGUUUUCCUCAUAACUGAUGGGUCUGUUGAAGAUGAGAGACAAAUCUGUGACGUAAUGAGUAGUCUUUUGACAAAUCAGGGAUCAAUUUGCCCACGUGUUCACACUUUUGGCAUAGGUACAUUUUGUAAUCAUUACUUCUUGAGAAUGCUUGCAAUAAUUGGGAGGGGCCAUUACGAUGCUGCUUCUGAUGCAGACUCAAUUGAAGUUCGAAUGAAGGCAUUUUUUGAUAGAGCUUCAUCAACUGUUCUUGCAAAUAUAACCAUUGACGCUAUGGAUAAUAUGGAUGGGAUUGAGGUGUAUCCGUCUCGUAUUCCAGACCUUUUGUCUGAAAGCCCGUUGAUUGUAUCAGGCAGAUAUCAGGGAGCUUUUCCUGAAACUCUUAAAGCUACAGGGAUCCUUGCAGAUUCGAGCAACUUUGUUGUAGACCUGAAGGUACAAAAGGCAAAUGACAUACCUCUUGACAAGAUACUUGCAAAGCAAGAGAUUGAUCUACUCACGGCUCGGGCUUGGUUCUCAGAUGAUAGAGAGCUACAGAAUAAGGUAGCAAGAAUGAGCAUAAAAAGUGGUAUUAUAUCGGAAUACACCCGCACGAUCUUGCUUGAGACACAGAGGGGGAAGGAAGACAUGGGAUCAACCAGAGUUCCUGAGCAUAAACAGGUACCUAGCAAGAUUGAACAACAGAAGGCGACCGACUUUAAAGGCCAGAAGAUAAUAAUGCUGCGUAGCCUUGGGCCUGGCUUUGGCAACUUGACUGCCACUGCAGAAAACCUCUCUCCUGGAUGUGAGGAAGAAAAACUACCAGAGGCUGCAGAAAUAUUUGUUAAGGCGGCUUCUAACUGUUGUGGCAAGCUAUGUGGCCGCUGCUGUUGCAUGUGCUGCAUCCAGAAUUGUUCUCGGAUGAAUGACCAAUGCGCAAUUGUUCUCACUCAGCUAUGUGGGGCCAUCGCUUGUUUGGGUUGCUUCAGUUGUUGUGAACUUUGCUGUUCUGGAAAUGAUUGACAGUUGGAUUUGAUUAUGACAUAUUGGCUGGACUGUUCUUGCAUCUUCUAUUGCGAUAUUCAUACUAUGGGUGGCAAGGAUUAUAGGUUUUUUUUUUUGUUUCCUUUGUCUUUCCUUAAACCUGUUCUGGCAAGUGUAAAAUAUCUGAAGGGCGGGCAAAAAGAACGAGGUGGUGUAAUUCUCAAACUGUGAAUUCUUUAUAGAGAAAGAGGCGGACAUAACCUUUUUUUUUUUUUUCUGAAA